Messenger RNA from Periconia digitata, 2356 nucleotides. The record is from the annotation of a GenBank genome assembly. NCBI's taxonomy places the organism in Eukaryota, Fungi, Ascomycota, Dothideomycetes, Pleosporales, Periconiaceae.
GACCCGCCCACAUAUCAAAGACGUCAACACGAUGUCUGAUGCCGUUGAUCCUCUGACAUUGCAAGCAACAUCCCCUACUCAAAUAUCCGGUCAUGCCAUGAGCCAGCAGGCUAGUUCCACCAUGAACCAAGCCCAGACUUCCGAUGCGCCGAAGCAGCAACACUCGCCCUUGCUAAGGCUCCCCAAAGAUGUGUUCAAAUGCGUUCUGGAUCAUCUUGAUCGUGACGAUGCAUGGUCUCUGAAGAGGCUCUGCCGUGGCUUCGCAGAUUCUCAAGCUGUUGGCGAGGCGCUGUACCGACACCCUAUCCAGUGGGAGGAUGUUCAGAACAUCAAACUCCAUGAAUGGAGGUAUAGACCUACGGGUCAAGCGCGUUGGCAGCGCUUCGUGGACAGCAUAACAGAUGCUAAUCGACACUACGUCCUGAAGAUUGCUAUGACUCAUUGGUGCAGUAUUGCUGAUUUUCAGUGGAUGGAGAAAAAUCUACCAAACCUUGCUAGUCUCGAUUUAUCUGCCAUUAAAGAUUUCGUGUGGACUCCUGAGGAGACAUGGACGUGGAAAGAGCUUGCUGCGGCCUGUCCCAAACUGCUCGAGCGACUCAAAGAGCUCGAAGUGACCAACUGGGCCGACUAUAGUGUCCACAGUUCCGUAGAAUACAACUACUCAUGGAACGACUACAGAUUCAAGCAGAAAUUUCGUAUGUCCAGGAGGCGAGAUGGAGGUUCGGUCGCUCGAAUGAUAUUCCCACAAUGCAAGAAACUUGAGACACUCGCGAUCCGAGAACGUCACUCUGGAUACCAGACGUGGAAUGAGUGGGAGGUUCAUCAACGGGUUUGUUGUCUGGCGGAUGGAAUAACCCAAAAUUGCCCGCCGACCUUACACAAGCUGCGAGUGUAUGAUUACACCCCUUUCAGGUGUCUCGUCUCCUUUAGCGAAUUUACAUGGUCAAAUAUCUCCAAUGUCGAGAUUGAUCUGUACAAGUGGAUAGAUGAGCGUAAAGAUCGAGCCUUAUCCCAUGGUUUGCCACUCAGGGUCACACAAGGUUUCUUGCGUAGGCCUGAAGAAGAUGAAUUCAUUGACAAAGCAUACGAUCAAUGCAGCCGUAACCACAUGGACUUAGGGGCCCAUAUCAUACAAAGCACCGGUGGUACAUUUGAAGAUCUGCUGCAAAGUGUGCGAACGAUCGCGACCAUAUAUCCGCAUAUCACCGUCAAACCGGUCACGAUCCCAGGCGUUGUUGAAUUGCAGCCUUUUCAAUUGGUCGCACUGAACCAGAAUCAUCGAAGGCUGGGGAUCGCUCCGGGCGCUCCACCACCUGUGGACGUUACUGCCAAGCCAGAGAUGCAGGACAUACUGCGAUGGUUGGCUGCUCAAUGGCAUUUCAAACCUAUAUUCGUAUGGGGUCACCUGAUGUGUGAUGCUUUCCCCGAGAACCUGGAGCCUAGUGGAUUUAUGAUGGGUAAACCACCACCUAGACCGACUAUCCAGAAAGACGACGUAUUACUUCGUAUAUUUGGUAUGGCAGUUAUCUUUCGGACGCUCAACAUUCCCAUCCGAGUAUCAAUCGGGCAUCGGUCCAACCCAUCCAGUCCCCAUGGUAUAGAUGGCUCUCUAUUAUUUGGUGACUUCAAGACCCUCGUAGGUCAGGGCCUAGACCGGCGUGAGCUCAUUCUGCCCUCGCAGGCCUCGUUCAACUUGUCCAACAUAGCUCAUAUGAUCGAUGAGCUCAUCAUUGAAUAUCCCUUCGAUGUACCGGGUGUCAUUAAUAGCUGGACACGUGAUUCGAGUCUAAGGGCUGUUGAAGAAUCUUUGUUUGAACGUGAGAUGGUUGGUUGGCGUCGGUUCUGGGCUCGUUAUGCCCGUCAGAUGAAAAACUUGAAAAAGUUGACCGUACACAUUCCGAGCAAAAUCUACCGAGACUGGGGCAGGUGCAAGGGCUUACACGAGCUCCUCGCCGACGAUCGCUGGCAGAUGUUGGAGGUGAAAACAAAGGGUUCGACAUUCAUCAGUCUUGAAGACGUGCCUCUCGGUGGCUUAGUUCCACGCUCGACGCGUGUCCCAUUCGUUCAGCGCGUCUUCUUCCGGACAGAUGAUGCUCCUUUGCAUCAUCUACAAUUUACUAAUCCUAGUCUAACUUCUAAAGAGCGGGACGAGACGCCGAUCACGGAAGAAGAACUCGAUUUUGACGAUACAAAGGGACAACCACAUCGGUUUUUUGCUGAAUUACCGGACGACCGAGGCGUGAAGAGGGGCCUAGAGGUAGAUGGGACCCCGGAGGACUCGGUCCGCAAGAGGGCAAGGCAGAUGUUGAAUGAGCAAAUGAAUGACAUCCAGGGACUCCUGUCUCUUCCCAUGUGA